Molecule: messenger RNA, 3180 nt
Organism: Betta splendens (Siamese fighting fish)
Lineage: Eukaryota; Metazoa; Chordata; Actinopteri; Anabantiformes; Osphronemidae
Gene: tlr18
Product: toll-like receptor 18
Exons: 6
Coding region: 11-3058 (1015 amino acids)
Biological process (GO): immune response; inflammatory response; regulation of heart contraction
Cellular component (GO): membrane
Molecular function (GO): transmembrane signaling receptor activity; calcium ion binding; protein binding
Source: RefSeq, a predicted model, not a curated record
GUCCAUCGUCAUGAUUUGGGAGUUGAUCCAUGUGAGCGCUGUGCUCCUCGGAGGCCUGGCGUCGGCGGCUCCGGCCCCGCCCCCCCGCCCUGAUGAGCAGCCCUGCCGCGUCCACAGCUCGGGCCGCGCUGCAGACUGCAUGGGCAGGCAGCUCAGCAGCGUCCCCUGGAGGCAGCUUCCCUCCACGCUCCUGCGCGUCGACCUGUCCUACAACAGGCUUCAAGCUGUCAACGCCCAUGACUUUGCGCGCCUCCCUCAGCUUCGCACCCUUUACCUGCAGUUCAAUAACAUCUCACACAUUGACAGCGACGCCUUUAGAAGCAACACUCUGCUGGAACAUCUCAACAUCUUCAACAAUUCUCUGCAGGAGAUCCCUGCGUCCGCUCUGACGCCGCUGCAGGGACUGAAGGAGCUCUACAUGUCCAACAACCUCUACCAACAGGCCACGCUGGCCGAGAGCUUCUCCCGGUUUGUCAGCCUCCAGGUUCUGUCUAUGGGCGGUCCACUUGUGACGGGUCUAAAGAAAAAUGACUUCCUGCCCCUAAAAAACAUCAGUUUAGUUACUUUUGCCAUCAAAUGUUCCUCCAACCUAAGUUACUACGAGCCGGGGAGUUUACAGGUCAUCAGGACCAAGCAGAUGGGCUUUGAUAUGGCCAUAGACCAACAACCGGGCGCGCUCCCACACAUGCUACGCGACCUCGCCAACAAGAGCUUCACGGCCAUUCAGUUCCGCAACCUGUUCGAGUUCAUGUACUACACGGGGAAGGAGGACAUUUUCCAGGGUCUGGAGCACAUAAGUGCCUACCAGCUCAUCUUCCACAGAGGUAAAUUCAACGAGAACCUCCUCAGGAUGGCUUUGAUUAACUUACAGAUCGCCCCCAUCAAGAGGCUGAGACUUCAGUACAUAGACUUUGCUCGUUCUCCCACCUUUGUUGAUAGUGGAGCAGGGUCCAGCAUCACGCACCUGUCGCUGGAAAGCCUGGACCUUUGGUACAUCAGCAACCCAGACGUGCUGCGCUUUGACUGGCGCUUCACCUGGUUCAACAGGAUUAAGAAUCUGUCCAUUAAGUACGUGUACUUCAACUCCGUGCCCUGCGAUGCUUGGGUGGAGAUGGCCGGUGUGCGCUUCCUGGACGUCUCCAACAAUAGACUGGCGGAUGAGUUCAUCUUCAACCAGCUUUGUGAUUACAGGGGCACCAUGCCCAACCUCCACACCUUUAACCUCAGCACCAACGAACUGAGCAGCUUGAAAGACUUGUCGCUGCUUACAAAGGAGUUCCAGCAGCUGCAGGUCUUGGACUUUAGCAACAACAAACUGGGAUCUGACGAGACGAGUCAGGGUUGUGUUUGGCAACAGAAUAUCACUCGGCUUAUCGCUCAUCACAAUCGUUUCGUCAGCACGGCCCUCAGCUGUCUGCCCACGACCGUGCGCUACUUGGACCUGUCCUACUGUGACUUGGACCAGCUGGAAAUGACAUACUUUGAGAAGGCCACCCACCUCAACGAGCUCCUGCUGAGCGGCAAUAAAAUAAAGUUCAUCCCAUCGAGGUGGGAAAGUCCAUCACUCUGGUCUUUGACUCUGGACGGCAAUUCCUUUGGUCUCAUUAGCAAGGCAUCCUUCAGGGACAUGCCUCGGCUGACCCAGCUGAGGGCAGGGAACAACCCGUACCACUGCACCUGUGAGCUGCACGCUUUCAUCCAGGACACCGCCUCCACGGGGAGAGUAAACCUCACGGACUGGCCUUGGAACUACAGGUGCUACCACCCUGAGGACUUUCUCAACACCCUGGUUUCUAAAUACUUCCCAAGUAAAGUGGCCUGUGACAUCAGGCUGGUGAUCAUCAUCUGCGUCGCAACCACUGUGGCCGUGACCCUGCUAUUAAUGUUUUUCUGCUACGUCUUUGACCUCCCGUGGUACACGAAGGCCACGUAUCAGAUAAUCAGGGCCAAAUACAGAGCGCACAAGGAGAAAGCAGCAGGGGAGCCAGGCGCGUUCACCUUCCACGCCUUCAUAUCCUACAGCCACUCAGAUGCAGACUGGGUGAGGGAGCAACUCCUGCCGGGUUUGGAGAACAACAGGAACCCGUAUCGUCUGUGUAUUCACGAGAGGGACUUCAUGCCUGGAAAGUGGAUCAUCGACAACAUCAUUGAAAACAUCGAGAGCAGUCGUAAGGUGAUAUUCGUCCUCUCUCGAAACUUCGUUAACAGCGAGUGGUGCAACUACGAGCUGUACUUUGCUCAACAGAGAGCGAUGGGGAAGACGUUCAGCGACGUCAUCCUGGUGGUGAAGGAGCCCAUCGACCCCAGCUCCCUGCCCAGCAAGUACUGCAGACUCAAGAAGAUGCUGAGCACCAAGACGUACCUGGAGUGGCCCCAGCAGCUCAGCCAGCAGGCCUUCUUCUGGGCGCAGCUCAGAAGUGUUCUGGGCAAAGCGUCCAUGGACCACGAGGAGCGUCGCAGCGUGAGGAGGACCACCUCGUCGGCGCCAUGCGGUUCUGACGGUCAGCGGCCCGAGCAUGUGAGGCCUGAGGAGAACCUCACAGCGGAACUCCAUAAUGCUCCUAAUCAGCGUAAUCUGCUGCAGGCUCGGCGUCGUCUGACCAGGGGGCUCACGCGCAGGAGGGCGGGGCCUAUCAGCUUGGCGUUUACCUGCUCGCAGGUGAACGGACCCCCGUCCGACGCUAUAUCUGGUCAGCUGAGCGCCGAGGCCGCUUCCUGCAGCAGCCGUCAGCGUCCGAGACGAGUAGGUUUGAUGAAAAUGGCUUCCAACCUGCAAAAAGCAAUGCUGGGCCUCAUCGCAGUCUUCCACUCCUACUCUGGGAAGGAAGGCGACAAGUACAAACUGAGCAAAGCGGAGCUGAAGACCCUGCUGCACAACGAGCUUGGUAAUUUCCAGGAAGCCAGCAAUGAUCCGCUGGUGGUUGAGAAGAUCAUGAAUGACCUGGAUGAGAACCAUGACGGUGAAGUGGAUUUCCAGGAGUUCGUGGUCCUGGUCGCUGCGCUGACGGUCGCCUGCAAUGAAUUCUUUGAAGACUGUGACAAGUCCAAGGACGCGUAAUGACCUGAACUGCAGCCUGCUUUUUACCAGUGUUUGAUGAUGUAGCUUUGAAUUGCUCACUUGCCUUGAAACGCUGGAAGCUGUGCUCCAUGUCUAACCUCCUAAUAAAGACGUUGAUCCAG